AGCGCCCGACUUCAAUGUUAAGUGAAUCACUUUUGGCUUGUCAGUCUGUGGGGAAACAAGCAAACGCAGAAAAUAAUAAGAAGCAUGAGGUGUUUCGCUCUCGUUCUCACCUUGGUCAUUCUGUCAGUGGACAGGAGUGACCAGAAAGACAUUCUGCGCUUCCAAGCCGAGGAAAAGCCCCGGGAGGUUGAGACUCUCUUUGACUUAUUGACGGGCAGAAUGGGACUGAUGGGCCGCUCCUCCCGUGUCGGCGCCUUCAAGUACACCAACUGUGGAGACCCAAACACAGACCUGGCCAACCUGAAAGACCUGACCCUCAGCCCUGACCCUCUCACCUUCCCUGGCCCGCUCAAUGUUCAAUUCGACGCCGACAUCAAGAGCACAGUAGACGCUCCACUCAAG
Messenger RNA from Aplysia californica (California sea hare), 402 nucleotides. Its product is annotated as ganglioside GM2 activator. The record is from RefSeq and is a predicted model, not a curated record. Gene Ontology annotation, cellular component: cytoplasmic side of plasma membrane. Gene Ontology annotation, molecular function: lipid carrier activity; enzyme activator activity. Gene Ontology annotation, biological process: ganglioside catabolic process; lipid transport. NCBI's taxonomy places the organism in Eukaryota, Metazoa, Mollusca, Gastropoda, Aplysiida, Aplysiidae.